Molecule: messenger RNA, 650 nt
Organism: Lactuca virosa
Lineage: Eukaryota; Viridiplantae; Streptophyta; Magnoliopsida; Asterales; Asteraceae
Source: the annotation of a GenBank genome assembly
AUGGUCUUCCUCAUUCAUUGUCUAUUAGACACUUUAACUAUAAAAUCUUCAUCCGGUUCUCUGUCCUUCAAAAAUUUAAGGAGAACAUCAUCUUCUUCGUUUUACAAAUCUACAAACGAAAACCAGGGAAUAUUAGUGGUUGUGUUUUAUGUUCACGAAUCAGGAGUCGCUGUUGAAAUUAGGGCUUUUCUUGACGUUGGUGUUGUUGCUGUUGGCAAGGAAUUCAGAGUUUCGCUAGAGGGGAAGGGAGUCGCUGAAUCGGUAGGGAUGACCAUGUGGAGAAUGCCAUACGUUACAUGCGAGAUCUGGAGUCAAAAACCCCGUUGUCAGCGAAAGCCAUCGCUGAUAACCACCGCUACUGCUCUUCACUCAGGAACGACAAUAACGCCGUCAAUUACCACCACCUCUACUGCCCGUCGCUCCGGUGAAACUCCGACAGUUGUAGAUCUGGUGGUUGUUAUGCACUUCUAGGUGGUCGACGAUUCUUUUACCAUCAGAUCAGAUUUUUUGUACCUCCUCAUCUUCUAUUCUUUGUGUAUUUUUUAUAUGGUUAGAUUUAUGAUGAUAAUGUUUAGAUGGAAAAGUUUUUAAAUCAGAUGUAUAAAAGGUGUUUGAAAAGAAUGUAUUUGUUAAGCUGUGAAUGACUAUAU